AUGGGCGGUAUUGACGAGGCAGCUCUGGACCGUCUGGCCCUGGUUACGGAGCUAACCCGGCGGAUCCGGGUGCGCGCCAGUCUGGAGGAUAUUUCUGCGCUGUCCGAAUUCACACCGUCCUUCCUCUGGCUGCUGCGUGACUUCUACUACGACCUGGAGUACAAGGGCGUGAAGCAAGCCCCGCGGGACUAUUUGGAGACAGCCCUGAUGCCCACUCCAGGGAAGGGGCCCGCAGUGGAGCUGAAAAACAUGAUACGCGAGUCCAUCAAGUCGCUCUUUCCUGACCGAGAUUGCGUAACCCUGGUGCGACCCGUGACGGACGAAGAGGCGCUCCGGAACCUAGCUACACUGCCGCGAGAGCAUCUGAGGCCGGAGUUUGUAGAGGUGGGCAGUAGUACUGGGUGGGAGGGUGAGAGGUUGGGCAGGUGGUGCCUGAGUUGA
Molecule: messenger RNA, 441 nt
Organism: Volvox carteri f. nagariensis
Lineage: Eukaryota; Viridiplantae; Chlorophyta; Chlorophyceae; Chlamydomonadales; Volvocaceae
Exons: 4
Coding region: 1-441 (146 amino acids)
Molecular function (GO): GTP binding; GTPase activity
Source: RefSeq, a predicted model, not a curated record